UUCAUUGAGCUCAAAGCUUAGCAGCUUCUGUCCUUGUUAGUUGUUAGGCGUAAACAGCUUGCAAAUUGGAUUUUUCCCCCUCUCCCUGUUUUCGAACUGGAUUUGGGCAACGGAGAUAAUGACAGCAUUUUAGAAGAGAGAACAGGAAUCUCUAGGAGUUCAGACACGUGGGAGAGAAUUGCUAAGGUUGGUGGAGAGCAAGAGGCGAUUCAAUAGAGAUGAACUUUAAAUGAUCCCGCGUCGGGGAGGUAAGGUUCUCCAAAGUACUUACUAUUUAUUGAAUAAGCCAGCACUACAGACUACGUUCCCAAUGCAAUUUCCAAUGAUGAUAACUGCCAUUAAAAUUCAUUCAGACCUGGAAAUCUGUGUGAAGCCAAUAGAGCCUUGAAGUAUAACUAAGGACAGAGACCACCGCGAGGCACAAACAUCACCAACUUGCGUGAUUAUGGAGAUGGUCUGUGUGAUGCUGAAAAUGUCUCUAGUUUUUUGACAACGGCUAAAUAACCAUGGGGUCCAGUGGACUUGGGAAAGCAGCAACAUUAGACGAACUGCUGAGCACUUGCAUUGAGAUGUUUGAUGACAAUGGAGAGCUGGAUAAUAGUUAUUUGCCAAGAAUAGUUCUACUGAUGCACCGAUGGUAUUUAUCUUCCACUGAACUGGCAGAAAAACUUCUCUGCAUGUAUCGAAAUGCCAGUGGAGAAAGCUGUGAUGAAUUUCGAUUAAAGAUCUGCUACUUCAUGAGGUACUGGAUUCUGAAAUUUCCUGCAGAGUUUAAUUUGGACCUUGGUUUGAUCCGCAUGACUGAAGAAUUCCGGGAAGUGGCUAGUCAACUAGGAUAUGAAAAACACGUCAGCCUCAUCGACAUAUCCAGCAUACCUUCCUACGAUUGGAUGAGAAGAGUCACACAGAGGAAAAAAGUAUCCAAGAAGGGAAAAGCCUGUCUGCUGUUUGACCAUCUGGAGCCCAUUGAAUUGGCUGAGCACCUCACUUUUCUAGAGCAUAAAUCUUUUCGAAGGAUCUCGUUUACUGAUUAUCAAAGCUAUGUCAUCCAUGGCUGCCUGGAGAAUAACCCAACCUUGGAGAGAUCUAUUGCUUUAUUUAAUGGAAUCUCUAAAUGGGUCCAGUUGAUGGUUCUGAGCAAACCAACCCCCCAGCAAAGGGCAGAAGUCAUCACAAAGUUUAUCAAUGUUGCCAAGAAGCUCCUUCAGCUCAAAAACUUUAACACCCUGAUGGCAGUGGUGGGAGGCCUUAGUCAUAGUUCCAUUUCACGCCUCAAAGAGACCCAUUCUCAUCUUUCUUCAGAAGUUACCAAGAACUGGAAUGAAAUGACAGAGCUGGUCUCCUCCAACGGCAAUUACUGCAAUUACCGCAAGGCCUUUGCCGACUGUGAGGGCUUCAAAAUCCCCAUCCUUGGCGUGCACUUGAAAGACCUGAUAGCAGUCCAUGUCAUUUUCCCAGACUGGACGGAGGAGAACAAAGUGAACAUUGUGAAAAUGCACCAGCUCUCCGUCACCCUGAGUGAACUGGUCUCCCUGCAGAAUGCCUCCCACCACUUAGAGCCCAACAUGGAUUUGAUCAACCUGCUCACGCUUUCACUGGACCUCUAUCAUACAGAAGAUGAUAUUUAUAAACUGUCACUGGUGCUGGAACCUAGAAAUUCUAAAUCGCAGCCUACCUCCCCUACAACGCCUACCAAGCCCGUGGUGCCCCUGGAGUGGGCAUCAGGAGUGGUGCCAAAGCCAGACCCCACAGUCAUCAACAAGCACAUAAGGAAAUUAGUUGAGUCUGUGUUUAGAAACUAUGACCAUGACCAUGAUGGGUACAUCUCCCAAGAGGACUUUGAAAGUAUAGCUGCCAAUUUUCCCUUCUUGGAUUCCUUCUGUGUGCUGGACAAAGAUCAGGAUGGCCUAAUUAGUAAAGAUGAAAUGAUGGCUUACUUCCUGAGAGCUAAGUCCCAACUACACUGUAAAAUGGGACCAGGAUUUAUCCAUAAUUUUCAGGAGAUGACCUAUCUCAAGCCAACCUUCUGCGAACACUGUGCAGGAUUUCUCUGGGGCAUUAUCAAGCAAGGAUACAAAUGCAAAGACUGCGGAGCCAAUUGUCACAAGCAGUGCAAAGACCUCCUGGUUCUGGCCUGCAGGAGAUUUGCCCGGGCCCCCUCCUUGGGCAGUGGUCAUGGGUCGCUGCCUGGAAGCCCCUCAUUGCCCCCAGUGCAGGAUGAGGUGUUCGAGUUCCCUGACGUCGCUGCUGGACACCAAGACCUGGACAGCAGAGCCAUCACUCUGGUCACAGGCUCUUCUCGCAAGAUCUCCGUGAGGCUGCAGCGGGCCACCACCAGCCAGGCCACCCAGACUGAGCCUGUAUGGUCAGAGGCUGGCUGGGGAGACUCAGGGUCCCACACCUUCCCCAAAAUGAAAUCCAAGUUCCACGACAAAGCAGCAAAGGACAAAGGCUUUGCCAAGUGGGAAAAUGAGAAGCCCAGGGUACAGGCUGGCGUGGAUGUUGUUGACCGGGGCACCGAGUUUGAGCCUGACCAGGAUGAAGCAGACAUGGGUGAAACCAGACAGGAUGGUGAGGAUGGCUGACUUCGGGCUGAAGACACCGGAGGCAAUCACGCUGGCAUUUGGAAGGAGCAAGAUGAGAAACGCGGAAGAACAGUCCAAUUCUCAGGAACUUACCUGAAAAGAUACGUGGACGUUUACUGCCUAGUGACACCGUGGAUCUCCCUGAUUGGACUGUGGGACAGAGGAUUUGCCCUAUGAACUAUUUAUUCCCCUCCCCCCGCCCCUGGUUAGGUGCCACGAAGACUGUGUUAUGUAGUUGGUGGUUUUCUCAUGUAUCUUUCUCUAGAGCCAUUCAUAUACGGGUGAAAUGAAAGCUUUUGUGCAUGUACUUGAUACUUACUCUCUAACUCAGACUUUGCUUUUUUUGUGAGAAUAUUAUUUCAGUAUUUUUAUAUACUUUUUCGGGGGGAGGGGGUUUUAAUGAGAAGUUGAUCUUGAGGGUUUUUUGUGUGCUUUUUGGAUGGGACCAGGACUUAACAUUUUCUUGAGGGACAGGAUGCUAUUCAGAUCCUGGAAGGCAGUGAUUCUUCUAAAUGACCAUCUGAUGCAAGGAGAAGCUGUUUACAUUUUUUUUUUAUCACAUGGUUGCUAUUAGGAUGUCUAAUAAGUCACACAUUUAUAUAUCACAUAAGUCUUACCAAUUCUGCAUCACUAGGAAGCUCUGACACAGCCAUGAAAACUCUCCUAACAAAAAAAAACUUUCCUA
Messenger RNA from Myotis lucifugus (little brown bat), 3270 nucleotides. RefSeq names its product RAS guanyl releasing protein 3 (gene RASGRP3). Gene Ontology annotation, molecular function: calcium ion binding; guanyl-nucleotide exchange factor activity. The coding region runs from base 507 to 2585 and encodes 692 amino acids. The record is from RefSeq and is a predicted model, not a curated record. Gene Ontology annotation, biological process: Ras protein signal transduction; positive regulation of GTPase activity. Gene Ontology annotation, cellular component: plasma membrane. NCBI's taxonomy places the organism in Eukaryota, Metazoa, Chordata, Mammalia, Chiroptera, Vespertilionidae. The transcript has 18 exons.